Molecule: messenger RNA, 612 nt
Organism: Tetrapisispora phaffii CBS 4417
Lineage: Eukaryota; Fungi; Ascomycota; Saccharomycetes; Saccharomycetales; Saccharomycetaceae
Product: GATA-type transcription factor
Exons: 1
Coding region: 1-612 (203 amino acids)
Biological process (GO): regulation of DNA-templated transcription
Molecular function (GO): zinc ion binding; sequence-specific DNA binding
Source: RefSeq, a predicted model, not a curated record
AUGAAUAUAGAUCAAUUAACCAAUCCUGAACCACUUCCAACAUCUAACUUAAAACUAGAUGAUACCACAUCAAUUGAAUACAAUAAAGUAAAAUUAAAGGAGUUGGAACUUACUGCUGUGCAGGCAUUAGUGCUGUUAGAUGGUUUUAAAAUCUCGAAAGCCAAGCUUAGAACUUUAGCUGAAUUUCCACUGAAACAGAAUGUUUGUAAUGGUAUUCUACCUUAUCCGAAUAAGAAUACAAAUACAAAUUAUGCUAGGAUAAGAAUAAAUGAAACAACUUCGUUAAAUGUUUCAACGGCUAGUACCAAAGUUCAAAAGUCUCCUAGAGUUUCAAAGAAAAAAGGAAUCCCUUCCAAAUCUAAUAAAAAUAGAAAUUAUAAUGGAGGUUGUGUACAUUGUGGUGUUACUGAGACUGUAGAAUGGAGGAAGGGUCCACAAGGAAAUCACACACUUUGUAACUCAUGCGGUUUAUUUUAUAGGAGACUACUCGGUUUCACUUCAUAUGAUGAAACUAUCAUGAUAUUCAAAGAACGAUACAAAAAUAAUCCAACUGAUCGUAGAAUACCAGUUCAUAUUCGUAGGAAAAGCAAGAAUGUAAGGUUUCAAAAUUAA